AAAUUUUCAUAGUUCUUGGCAGUUGCUGCUAUUGCAGUAGGAACAAUGUUUGGUAUUGUCGUGACACUACUAAAUAUUUCAAUGGUAGUAGUUCGAGUGCAACUUAUUUUGGCGCUCCAGAUACGGUCACACCGCGACGCCCAUGUGUUUUGAAUUGCCACAAAAGCGAAAGAAUCUUUAAAUCCACCAGCUUUGUUUGACAAAAUCCGAAGACUAUGAGCAAGGACAACAAGAUGAAGCACCUGACCCAGCUGGGCAUCUCCUCACGCAUGAACUUCCUGUUCCAGGCCUCGAAUUUAAUGGCAGUAGGCAAUCAACCCAAACUGGCCGCCUACUAUGGCAAACUCUGCCGCAAUGUGGGCAACAAGGCUGUCAUGCACAUGGCCCCGGCCUUGAAGCGUUCCCUGUGCAGGCGCUGUUUCCUUCCCCUGAUUCCCGGAGUGAAUACGGAGCUGCAUGUGGCCGAAGGAGCCCAGGAUGCCAAGACUGCUGCUCAUGCUCCCUCGAACGGAGCAGCCAAAACGAAGAAAAAGCGCCAUCGCAGGCAGCGCAAGAAGCCCAAAAGCCAGAACACAGGGAACACCAACCAGGAGGAAUCCCAGGUCCAAAUCCAAGAAAGUACUGAACAGCUCUCUCUGUUCUUAGAGUGCUCACUCUGCUGCGGCCGGCGAAGCUUUGCGGCGAACAGUCAAAGAGACUGUUGGUUGGAGCAGCCGCAAUCCAUGGUGCAAGUGGUCUCGUUCCCCAAAGAGAAAGACUAG
Molecule: messenger RNA, 761 nt
Organism: Drosophila simulans
Lineage: Eukaryota; Metazoa; Arthropoda; Insecta; Diptera; Drosophilidae
Gene: Rpp21
Exons: 2
Coding region: 216-761 (181 amino acids)
Biological process (GO): tRNA processing
Cellular component (GO): nucleolar ribonuclease P complex
Source: RefSeq, a predicted model, not a curated record